Messenger RNA from Eufriesea mexicana, 1062 nucleotides. RefSeq names its product corticotropin-releasing diuretic hormone 44 (gene Dh44). Gene Ontology annotation, molecular function: hormone activity. Gene Ontology annotation, cellular component: extracellular region. Lineage: Eukaryota; Metazoa; Arthropoda; Insecta; Hymenoptera; Apidae. The record is from RefSeq and is a predicted model, not a curated record. The transcript has 4 exons. The coding region runs from base 344 to 916 and encodes 190 amino acids.
ACGGUGAGGAACUCCGACGUACCACCUGUUAUCCCUGGAAAAAACAGUUCGGUUAUCUUCAACUAAAUACACCUUAAUCGAGCAACAUACCGGACGUCACCGGCUGUCUCCGAAGGACCGGAAGUUGUCAGGAUCAAGCCAGGAUUAAGCUUCGAUAACCCGAAAACUUCUACGUAACUACACUUCUGAAACGUCCGCUUCUUCGUCUCUUUCCCACGACUUAUUUUCUUCCACCGCCGUUCCAAGGGAAGAUUUUUAUCUCCAACGAGGAUCUCGACGGAAGUAAUUCGGCGACUACUUUAUAAUUUCCAAGAUACACUCGUUCCCCGUGAUAUCCGACACAAUGACAUUUACGGCUAUCCUGGUAUCUUUAUUGUUUGUUGCUAUGGGUAAAUCUUAUCCCAUAUCCUACAGCGCGUACGAUGAAAGAGAUUUGUCUCGGGAUCACCCACCGUUAUUGCUCCUUGUUGAUCACCGAAUUCCGGACUUGGAGAACGAAAUGUUCGACUCGGGAAACGAUCCUGGAUCAACGGUAAUUCGAACCAAGAGAAUUGGAUCUCUGUCUAUCGUAAAUUCCCUAGACGUUUUGAGGCAAAGAGUUCUCCUUGAACUUGCUCGACGUAAGGCGUUACAGGAUCAACGCCAAAUCGACGCGAACCGCCGUAUCUUGGAAACUAUUGGAAAAAGAUCUUUACCCCUUUACAAUAGAGACAUGCCCAAAUCCGUUGACUCGAGAAUAAGAAACGGAAUACAAUAUAUAAUCGAAGAAGAAGGAAAAAGUAACGAUCAAAAUAUAACUCCGGAAAGAAUUCCUGACAGACUACAAGACUGGCUUCAAACCGACGAUUAUGCUUUUCGAGAAAAGCAGGAUGAUAAAACGCGAAGGGUACAAUCGAACGAACUACGUGUACUCUAAUCAACAAGAGGAUUUGCAAUCAACUUUCGCUAUAUUACGGUUUUUUAUCUAACAAGCUAAUGAAUUGCAUAUAGUUUAUCUAUUAUUCGUCAUAUUCCUCAGGUUUUACCAUAUAUAUAUACAUACAUGUAUCUAUACAUUUUGUG